AAGGAAAGGUUGGAACAAAAGUAAAAAGUAGGAAAGGGUAAGAUACAGACAGCACUUUCAAGGUUGCCCUAGGUUGUUAACCUUUUCCCUCCGAGGUCAUGACUUAUUUUCCGUCUCUGCUAUUCAUUUCUAGUCGCACUGUACUUCGAUCACCAUGUCUGUCCCUGACGCUAUUUCGUUAAAUCUUUCUUCAACUGUUUCGCCUACUGUUUCGUCAACUGUUUGCAUCAACAGUCUGGUAUUCUUUGAUCUAGAAACCACGGGUCUUCCUGCUGACCAUCCUGCAAGAAUCACAGAAUUGAAUUUUUGCGGAGUUGAUCGAUUGCAAUUUAUGGAGUGCAAAUCCAAAAAGAUGCCUCGUGUCACUAACCGGCUGAAUCUAUGCAUCGAUCCUUCUAGGCCCAUAGAUCCAGUGGCUACUAAUUUGUCAAAACUAGAUAAUCUCAAUUUGGGUAAGCAGAGCAAGUUUGACGAAGAUGUCUUCAACGUUAUUGUCAGCUUCUUAAAUAGACUUCAAAAACCCAUCUGUUUGAUAGCUCACAAUGGUAUGAAUUUCGAUUUCCCCAUCUUCAAGGCAGAGAUAGCCAAGUUCGGAGAGAAGUUUCCUCAAGACCUAUAUUGCGCUGAUUCUCUUAAAAUCUUUGGUUUACUGCAAGGUAUCUCUACCGAUCUCCCCAAACCUAAGAAGAUGCGUAAAACGAAGUCGAAUUCGCUUCGUUUGAAUGAAAUUUACCAGAGAAUAUACAAGAAGAAACCAGAAACGUUGCAUGAGGCAGAGGCUGAUGUACGAAUGUUGUUUUUGUCCGCCAUCGCGGACCCUGAAGAAUUUUUGAAGGCUAUCGAGAGCAACGCAGUGCUGCUGACCAGCAUACCAAAGUGCUGGUAGAUCUGAUUAAUUCUGCCUGGUUAACUCAAGAGAAUGUAGGUAAUUUUGUUCUCUGAUUCGUACGAAUUGUAAAAAUACCAUAUCAUGUUUGAUUGAUUAUCUAAAUUGCACGCAGAAGCAAAGAACUUUUUCAUUUUUGUGGACGUUUUGGUGGUAUAUUGAAUUUGAAAAAAAAAUUAAUAAAAUUCUAAUGUUCCAGCAAA
Molecule: messenger RNA, 1089 nt
Organism: Daphnia magna
Lineage: Eukaryota; Metazoa; Arthropoda; Branchiopoda; Diplostraca; Daphniidae
Product: three prime repair exonuclease 2
Exons: 3
Coding region: 155-886 (243 amino acids)
Biological process (GO): DNA catabolic process
Cellular component (GO): cytoplasm
Molecular function (GO): nucleic acid binding; 3'-5'-DNA exonuclease activity
Source: RefSeq, a predicted model, not a curated record